CUUCUCGAGAGCCAAAAAAAAAAAAAAUCCUCAAUAACAGCCGAGUAACCGACUCCGGAGAAUCACAAGAACUAAUCUAAAGAAAGAAUUUUUGUUUUUCCUUUCAGUUUCCUCCCUGUUUUCUCGAAUCAGUUGAAUCGAUUUGUGUCAAUCUGUCGUUGGAUAGGGAUAUUGGGUGUUUACAAGAUUUGCAUCAGAAUAUGAGCUUUCCUGCACAAAACAACAACAACAAUAGAAGGAAUAAUAACAAUAAUCGGAUUACUAGAAAUAAUAAUCCUGAUCAAAGUGCUGCUCGGUGGGUAGCUCGGGGAUCCACUGCCACCAACACUGUUUCAGCUGCCCCUGCCCCUCUCACCACGGUUACAACCACACUUGUGACUCCUGGGUUCGGUGUAAAUGGUUCAAGUUCAACUGGUAAUGGAAGGGAUCAUGUGCCGGUUAAUCGAAACCAAAAUCAGACCUAUGUGGAACCCAAAUACAAUAGGGUGAAUCAAAGGAGAGAGACUGUAAAUGGUUCAAGUUCAGCUGGUAAUGGAGGAGGCCAGGAUAAUGAGUCACCAGUUCAUCGGAAUCACAAAUAUGCGGAACCUAAACACAAUAGGGCGACGUAUACGAGUCAAAGGAGAGAAAGCGUAAAUGGUUCAAGUUCAGCUGUUAAUGGAAGAGAAGACAAGGAUAACGUGUCAGUUGCACCAGCUAAUCGGAAUCAGACGUAUGCGGAACCCAAAUACAAUAGGGUGACGUAUAAGAAUCAAAGGAGAGAGGGUGUAAAUGGUUCAAGUUCAGCUGGUAAUGGAAGAGAAGACAAGGAUAACGUGUCAGUUGCACCAGUUAAUCGGAAUCACACCUAUGCGGAACCCAAAUACAAUAGGGCGACAUAUCCUAAUCAAAGGAGAGAGAGGGGAAGGGGCAGGGAGAACCAUAAUCAGAGACAUGGUUAUCAGGAGAAUAGGGUGGAGAGGCCGGUUAAUGGGAGGAUUAAUCAAGGAGAACACAAACAGUUGAAGGACCCUAAUUUGCCUCAACUUGUGCAAGAAAUUCAGGAGAAGCUGUCGAAGGGGAACAUUGAGUGCAUGAUAUGCUAUGAUAUGGUGGGGAGGUCUGCACCCGUUUGGUCAUGUUCGAGCUGUUACUCGAUUUUCCAUCUUAAUUGUAUCAAGAAAUGGGCAGGAGCUCCCACUUCUGUUGAUACAUCCGCGGAGAAGAAUCAAGGGUUUAAUUGGCGUUGUCCAGGCUGUCAAUCCGUCCAGCUCACUUCAUCCAGGGACAUCCGGUAUCUUUGCUUUUGUGGGAAGAGGCAAGAACCCCCUUCAGAUUUGUACUUGACCCCACAUUCAUGUGGAGAGCCUUGUGGCAAAAAACUUGAGAAGGAGCUUCCAGGGCAUGAUGGUCUGAGUGAAGAGGAUCUUUGCCCUCAUGUUUGUGUCCUACAAUGCCAUCCUGGUCCUUGUCCACCUUGUAAGGCAUUUGCUCCGGCUAGAAGUUGCCCCUGCGGGAAGGAAGUAAUUACCACUCGCUGCUCUGAUCGCAAGUCCCUUCUUACCUGUGGACAGCAGUGUGGUAAGCUUCUUGACUGUGGGCGUCAUCGGUGUGAACAAACUUGCCAUGUUGGUCCUUGUGGCCACUGUCAAAUUGUUGUGAAUGCCUAUUGCUUUUGUAAGAAGAAAACAGAGGCUGUUCUUUGUGGAGACAUGGGUGUGAAAGGAGAUAUCAAGAUGGAGGACGGCGUCUUUUCGUGCAAUUCAGCUUGUGGAAAGAAGCUUAGUUGCGGAAACCACGUCUGUCAUGAGCUCUGCCAUCCAGGGCCAUGUGGAGACUGUGCCUUGUUGCCAAGCAAGGUCAGGACGUGCUAUUGCGGUAAAACAAGCUUGGAAGUAGAAAGACACAGUUGUUUAGAUCCAAUUCCAACCUGUUCCAAGGUCUGUGGUAAAAGCCUCCGGUGUGGGGUCCAUCGCUGUGAAGCGGUGUGUCAUUCUGGUGAUUGUACACCAUGUCUUGUUCCUGUCACUCAACGAUGCCGCUGUGGUUCAACUUCUCGAACAGUGGAAUGUUACAGAACUCAGUCAGAAGAUGAGAAGUUCACUUGUGAUAGACCUUGUGGGCAAAAGAAGAACUGUGGAAGACAUCGUUGCAGUGAGCGAUGUUGCCCACUUUCUAAUCCAAAAAAAUCCGUCUCUGGUGAUUGGAAUCCUCAUUUUUGUUCAAUGCCAUGUGAGAAGAAGCUUAGAUGUGGGCAGCAUUCUUGCGAGUCACUUUGUCACAGUGGUCACUGCCCUCCCUGUCUUGAGACAAUAUUCACCGAUUUGAGUUGUGCUUGUGGGAGAACGUCGAUCCCUCCUCCGCUGCCUUGUGGCACACCUACUCCUUCGUGUCAGUUACCAUGCUCGGUUCCUCAGCCUUGUGGCCAUCCAGCUACUCACAGCUGCCAUUUUGGAGACUGCUUGCCAUGUGCUGUUCCUGUAGCAAAGGAAUGCGUUGGUGGGCAUGUAAUUUUGAGAAAUAUACCUUGCGGAUCGAAGGACAUCAGAUGUAACAAGCUUUGUGGGAAGACCAGGCAAUGUGGCUUGCAUGCAUGUGCUAGAACUUGUCAUCCUUCGCCGUGUGAUGUUUCUGCGGGACCCAGCAAUGGCUCCAGGGCCUCUUGUGGGCAGACGUGUGGUGCUCCUAGAAGAGAUUGCAGGCACACAUGUACUGCUCUUUGUCACCCCUCUUCGUCAUGUCCAGAUGUUAGAUGUGAGUUUCCUGUUACUAUUACUUGUUCUUGUGGCCGGAUCGCAGCAAAUGUUCCUUGUGAUGCUGGAGGUCAGAGCAUUGACUCUCUUUUCGAAGCUUCUAUAAUCCAAAAGUUGCCUUCACCUCUUCAACCCAUUGAAACAAAUGGGAAGAAGGUUCCUCUUGGUCAGAGGAAGCUCAUUUGUGAUGGUGAGUGUGCAAAGAUGGAGAAGAAAAAGGUUCUUUCUGAUGCUUUUGGUAUAAGUCCCCCAAAUUUGGAGGCCCUCCAUUUUGGUGAGAAUGCAGCUGUCUCGGAAGUGCUGGGGGAUCUUCUUAGGCGUGACCCCAAGUGGGUUUUGUCUAUAGAGGAAAGGUGCAAGUUUUUGGUUCUAGGCAGGAGCAGAGGCGGGGUUAGCGCGCUCAACGUUCAUGUUUUUUGCCCAAUGUUGAAAGAAAAGCGGGAUGCAAUUAGACUGAUAGCUGCAAGGUGGAAGCUUUCAGUAAAUGCAGCUGGUUGGGAACCCAAGAGAUUCAUCGUUAUACAUGUUACACCCAAGUCAAAAGCUCCAACGCGUAUUCUUGGUGCCAAAGGUUGUACCGUCAAUAACAUUGCUCAGCCUGCUGCUUUUGAUUCUCUGGUGGAUAUGGAUCCAAGGCUUGUUGUGGCUUUGUUUGACUUGCCAAGAGAUGCAGACAUUAGUGCUUUAGUUCUCAGGUUUGGUGGUGAAUGUGAGCUUGUCUGGUUGAAUGACAAGAAUGCUUUGGCCGUGUUCAGUGAUCCUGCCCGAGCAGCAACAGCUAUGAGAAGGCUAGACCAGGGGUCGGCUUAUUGUGGUGCUGCUCUAGUUCCUCAUAGCGGUGUUGCAUCAGCAGUGACAUCAUCCACUGCUAAUGCUUGGGGAGUUUCCGGAGGAGCCAAGGAUCUUAAGGGUAAUCCAUGGAAGAAGGCUGUAGUCCAGGAGCCUCAUUUGAGGGAGAGUCCAUGGGAUGCCGAAGAAUGGUCCAAGAAUCCCACUGAUUCAGCAACUCCUUCGGCCUGGAGGGCGAAUGAAGCUCCACCUACUGCCUCUUCGAAUAGGUGGAGUGUCUUAGAGCCUGAAGUUACUUCCAGUUUGCCCAGGGCGUCUAUCACGAUCAAGGAACCUGUUACUGAGCCAGAAGUGGGGGGUUCAGUUUUGCUCCCCAAACCUGGAGUCGACGAUAUGGAAGAUGUAGUGGACGAUUGGGACAAGGCUUACGAUUGAGGGCGUGGAAAUGCAUAUGUUUUUGUUGUCUAAUAUUUCUUCUAUUUUUCUUGAAGUGCUCAGACAGGAGUUGAUUUAUUGAUGUUUAGUAGCUCCUGUUUUAAAGGGAGAGUGCUGUUUUCUUUUUGGUUAAAAAACACAACUCCUUUAGCCUUGGUGCCAGUUUCCUCUUGUUUCCUCGAUGAAGGAAAAGAAUGGAGGGAAAUUUUUUUGGUUGCAUGGUUCAGAAUGGGCAGUUGUUAUAGGCUCUUGUUGGUGUAAUGUACCAAUUGGUCAGUUCUAAGAUGCUGCUUGUACAAGUAUAUUGUUGUUGCCUUUGAAGCUCUUGAUAGUUGGUAGUAAUAAUAACUAAUGGGUGGUUACUAGUAAAACCCAGACUUAUUGAUCUUCCCUUAAUAUGACUUGGGUGUUGAUAUGA
Messenger RNA from Lycium ferocissimum, 4374 nucleotides. RefSeq names its product NF-X1-type zinc finger protein NFXL1. Gene Ontology annotation, molecular function: DNA-binding transcription factor activity, RNA polymerase II-specific; RNA polymerase II transcription regulatory region sequence-specific DNA binding; zinc ion binding. Gene Ontology annotation, cellular component: nucleus. The transcript has 2 exons. The coding region runs from base 201 to 3956 and encodes 1251 amino acids. The record is from RefSeq and is a predicted model, not a curated record. Lineage: Eukaryota; Viridiplantae; Streptophyta; Magnoliopsida; Solanales; Solanaceae. Gene Ontology annotation, biological process: regulation of DNA-templated transcription.